CGGCCGGCGGUCCGACAGGUCAGCUCCACAUCAGCAAUUGCCAUCGCAACACGUUCACCCCGCUAUGAAAGUAACAUGGCCGCCCUUAUCAGGUAUAGGCCUGUGACAGGAAUACCAGAUCUCUGUAAACCAUACCAUCUUCAUCGCUUGUUAUCGCCAAGAGUAUCAUGGAAUCAUUGAGUAACGCGAGUAAUACUUCUAAGAAACGACCCUCGAAAAGUCUACGCCGGGCAUGCUGGGAGUGCAAGAAGCGCAAGGUUCACGGGAAUGCAAGCCAAACUACCCUCAGCUCUUCCGCCAUCAUGGACAAUACCGGAUCGGAUCGGGUAGAUGACGGCAAUCCAUGCUCAAAUCACAUCCAAGAAAGGCUAUGCAAACUGGAACAACUCUUUGAAAGAUUUGUGUGUCGUAAAAAUGCCACCGCAGGCGCCGCCACUACUGUGCCGCACAGCCCUGCCCUCACUGCCUCAGGCUCUAGCGAGAAAGACAUCAAACCGGAUGUAUCGGGACAGCGAAGUGAUGCGUAUAGCACUUCCUCACUGGCCGAUGGGAUUCUUGGGGCGCAAACCUGGACUUCAGCGCCCUCUCUUCGUACUUUGGUCGACAAAUCAGACAGCAAAGGGCAGGCCAUAGGCUAUGACAGCAAUCACCAAACCCUAGCCGCCCUAUUGCCGUCGCAACAUGAUGCAGAUAUCAUUUUCGAAUCGUCUAACGGAUGGAUGAUCUUGGAAGGCAUUUACCGGGCGUCGAAAGAGAUCUAUGUUGACAACGACUUGCAGUCGUAUGCUCUGUGUAUGCAGGCUGUCGCACAAGAGCGGACCAUUAUCAUCGCUCGCACCCUGCUGCAUCUGGCCAUCUGUAUCAACUCACUCCCACCCGAUUUCGACCAUUCGCGCCUCUCGAGCAUCUGGAACAUGGAGGCGGCAAUGCAGAACUAUGUAUCGACGGUGACAUCGUUGGUAACUUCCUCGGACGAGCAGGUCAUGACAUUGCAUGGACUUGAGACGCUUUUGCUCCUAGCUUUCUACCAUCUAAACAGUGCCUCGUUACGGCAGUCAUGGCUUGUUGUGCGGCGUGGUCUAAGUCUGGCACAUCUCAUGGGAUUUCAGCGCAUUAUUGCGCAGGACGACCUUAAUCCCCCGAUCCCGGCGAUUUCGGACGCCAAGUCGAUAUGGCGCUCUUUCGUUGACAUUGAUCGGUAUCUAGGACUGCAUCUUCGCCUCCCGUUCGGCGCGGACGACUAUCCACUUCCAGCAGACGCCAGCCCACAUCUGGUUCAUCGGUCGAAACUUAACUACAUGACAAGACAAGUGGCGGAGCUUGAUCGCGAUGUCUCGCCACAGGCAUACUCGGCGGCGCUGGCAUUGGACGAACAGCUAGAGUUUAGCAUCAAGGAGAUGCCGAAGGACUUCUGGGAAGUGCCAAACAUACCGUCGACAGCAAGGUCGCCAGAAUCUUUCGCUACCCUAGAGCGACUGAUGGUGCAAGUCUGGCACUUUCAGAUGAAGCUAUUCAUUCACCUGCCUUACUUACUGAGAGCACAUCUCGACAACCGCUACGAAUACUCCAAAGUCACUGCAUUACAGGCCUGCCGCAAUAUCUUGAUGAGAUGGUUCGCGCUUCGCAACGCCAGCAUCACACAAGCCUGCUGUCGUUUCGCAGAGCUCGGAGUCUUCAUCGCCGCCGUCACACUCACCCUCGACAUCGUCAUCGAGCUGGGUACAAAGGACAAGACCGAAGUAAAGAAGACCAAAGGAACAGACUUCGCCAUGAUAUGCCGCCUCAUCGGCGAAAUGGAAAAACUCGCCAACGCCAGCCCACGCGAAAGAAUCGCAGCACGUAGCGCUAUAGUACUCAAGAAGAUCCUCUCCUCACUGGACCCGAGCAAACAACCUGGUGGCAAAGUCCGCCAUACGAUACCUUUCUUCGGGACUGUGGAAUUGGAGUUUAUGAAGCUGCCCAUACGGCCGGUUUUCGAUCUCGACUCGGAUGCGGGUAAGCUGAUGAAUGCUACGGCUACGGGGCAGCAUCUCCCAGUGUUUUCAUUCAUUGAUAAUUCGCUGUGGCCGCCGGCUGGUGAGGAUGAGGAUCAAUGGGAUAUUGUUCUGUUUGAUGGGCUUGAGGAUCGGGACACGCAGGGCAAUUGGGUAUUUUGAUUGUGGUACUUGGAAUAUUUGGUCCGCAUGCUGCCCUGCGUACGCACUCAGUAGCGCAGAGGGGUCCCUGCGGCGUUUUGUCUUUGUUUUUGUUGGAAUAUGUUGUGGGCACGAGCGUAUGCCCAAUAACUUUUCGCUCAAGGGCCUACCUGGCGCACUCUGUUUGAUAUCCUCUUAGCGUAUCCUAUGUAAUGUUUUUGGUUUGGUGUUGUCUCUCCUGCCAUGAUAUGCUAAGGGUGGCGAAUUGGGACAGUGCAGCGGGGUAAAGGGGUUUCAGUAGCAGUCGCACAGCAAGCGCGGAUGAUGUGAUUAUGGACGCGCACAGGCGAAUGGAAUAGAAGUGUCGUGUCUGCCAACAGGCAAAAGCAACGCGCACUAGUGUCGCCAGGUGAUGCACCGUGUUGAGCUGGCAGAG
Molecule: messenger RNA, 2571 nt
Organism: Alternaria rosae
Lineage: Eukaryota; Fungi; Ascomycota; Dothideomycetes; Pleosporales; Pleosporaceae
Exons: 3
Coding region: 168-2156 (662 amino acids)
Source: RefSeq, a predicted model, not a curated record